Messenger RNA from Dendroctonus ponderosae (mountain pine beetle), 1157 nucleotides. It is a transcript of the gene stas, whose product is annotated as transmembrane protein 41 homolog. The transcript has 6 exons. The record is from RefSeq and is a predicted model, not a curated record. Gene Ontology annotation, cellular component: endoplasmic reticulum membrane. The coding region runs from base 195 to 962 and encodes 255 amino acids. NCBI's taxonomy places the organism in Eukaryota, Metazoa, Arthropoda, Insecta, Coleoptera, Curculionidae.
UAGACUUGUCUUUAUCUACGUGGUGUGCAUAACCUAUAAACUGCAGUGUCCUUGUGAAAUUGUGAAGGAAAAUUUGAAACAAAAACAAAUACGUUUUGGGUAUUAAAAUCAAACUUACCAAAGUAACAGAAAAAGCAGAGUGUUUGGAACUGGCAUCAAAAUCAUUAGUGUAACAAACGCUCCAACCUACAAAGAUGAGUGCCGCCCAAGUCCAAGGUGCUAACGCGACGAUGCCUCAAGAAAUAUCGACUAGAUACGCUACACUAACAGUGCUUCUUAUUUUUAUCACAUCCCUAGCAGCCAUGUUUGUGGUUUACCAAACAUUCCCAGAAGUCACUGAAGACGAGAAAAAGCAUAUCAAAGUGCCAUGGAACAUAGAAGACGCCAAAAACUUAGGCAUAGUUUUAAGUAGAUAUAAACUGGACCAUUAUUAUCAUGUGAUGAGUGGGGUGUUUUUAACGUACAUUUUCCUACAAUCGUUCGCCAUUCCUGGAUCAUUGUUCCUCUCGAUUUUAUCGGGCUACUUAUUCCCAUUCUACGUGGCUCUGAUUCUGGUCUGCACUUGCUCAAUGCUGGGAGCAACUUUGUGCUUUCUACUGUCUCAACUGUUAGGUAGAAGACUUGUGAUAAAGUAUUUUCCGGAGAAAGCCAGCAAAUGGAGUGUCCAGGUCGACAAGCACAAAAACAACUUAUUUAAUUACAUGGUGUUCCUCAGAGUUACCCCCAUUCUGCCAAAUUGGUUCAUCAAUUUGGCCGCUCCAGUUCUUGGAGUGCCCUUAGUUCCGUUUGCUUUAGGCACAUUUAUAGGUGUGGCACCACCUUCCUUCUUUGCAAUCCAAGGAGGACAGACGUUGCAUACAAUGACUGUGCAAAAUGGUGCAUUCAACUUAAAUUCCUUUAUGUGGCUGGCUGUGUUUGCCGUUGUUUCAAUAAUUCCCAUAUUUCUGAAGAACAAAGUAUAGAACUUUUUGGGGACACUAGUGAAAUUCGUGCAAAAUGGGAGCGCUUACGUUCAUUUAGAUAAGUUACUGACCCAAAUCAGUAUUGUUUUUGUUAAAAAAUAUAGUUUUAAUACACCGUCUAUGAUAAGUAGUCAAUUUGUGUUGGGAUUGUGAUUUGGUUGAAGAAGGACUAAAUAAAUGCAAAACGUUUUUUAA